Protobothrops mucrosquamatus (brown spotted pit viper) is the source of this 921-nucleotide messenger RNA. RefSeq names its product NK2 homeobox 5 (gene NKX2-5). The transcript has 2 exons. The record is from RefSeq and is a predicted model, not a curated record. Bases 1 to 921 code for a protein of 306 amino acids. NCBI's taxonomy places the organism in Eukaryota, Metazoa, Chordata, Lepidosauria, Squamata, Viperidae. Gene Ontology annotation, biological process: regulation of transcription by RNA polymerase II; cell differentiation. Gene Ontology annotation, molecular function: RNA polymerase II cis-regulatory region sequence-specific DNA binding; DNA-binding transcription factor activity, RNA polymerase II-specific. Gene Ontology annotation, cellular component: nucleus.
AUGUUCCCGAGCCCUGUGACCAGCACGCCUUUCUCGGUCAAGGAUAUCUUGAGUCUGGAGCAGCAUCCCAGCGGCCUGGCCUCCCUGGAGCUCUCGGCCUUGGGCUCGCCUUCCUCCUGCAUGCUGGCCACCUUCAAGCAAGAGUCCUACCCGGCAGAGGACGGCCCCCUCGCCGAGGCCCCGGCCGGCCUGCCCAAAGGCAGCGGCAGCGGCAGCACUUUUCCCGGGCCCUUCUUCGCCAAGAGCUACGUGGAGAUAGAACCGACCAAGGAGCCGAAGGAGAGCAAAAAAGAGCUGUGCGUCCUCUCGAAGUCUCUGGAGCAGGAGAAGCGGGAGGCCGAGGAGGCGGAGCGGCCCCGGCAGAGGAAGAGGCGGAAACCCCGCGUGCUCUUCUCGCAAGCGCAAGUCUACGAGCUGGAGCGCCGCUUCAAGCAGCAGAAAUACCUCUCGGCCCCGGAGAGGGACCACUUGGCCAACGUGCUGAAGCUCACCUCCACCCAGGUGAAGAUCUGGUUCCAGAACCGCCGCUACAAGUGCAAGAGGCAGAGGCAGGAUCAGAGCCUGGAGCUGGUGGGCAGCAUCCCGCCGCCCCGCCGGAUAGCCGUGCCGGUCCUGGUCCGCGACGGGAAGCCCUGCCUGGGCGACUCGUCCCCUUACAGCUCGCCCUACAACGUCAGCCUCAACCCUUACAGCUACAACGCCUACCCGGCCUACGGCAGCUACGGCGGCGGGGGCGGCGGCGGCCCCGGGGCCUGCAACGCCAGCUACAGCUGCAGCUACCCGGCCGUGCAGAGCGUCCAGCCCUCGGCCGCCGCCGGCAACUUCAUGAACUUCAGCGUGGGGGACUUGAACCCGGUGCAGACGUCCAUCCCGCAAGGGAACGGCGGCCUUCCGGCCUUGCAUGGCAUCCGAGCCUGGUAG